This is a messenger RNA of Lucilia cuprina (Australian sheep blowfly), 1012 nucleotides long. Its product is annotated as protein catecholamines up-like. Gene Ontology annotation, cellular component: membrane. Bases 86 to 1012 code for a protein of 308 amino acids. Gene Ontology annotation, biological process: intracellular zinc ion homeostasis; zinc ion transmembrane transport. The transcript has 2 exons. Gene Ontology annotation, molecular function: zinc ion transmembrane transporter activity. NCBI's taxonomy places the organism in Eukaryota, Metazoa, Arthropoda, Insecta, Diptera, Calliphoridae. The record is from RefSeq and is a predicted model, not a curated record.
GUUUCAGUCUACGCCGUUAUUUCUAGUCAACGCAGGCCUCUUUAGAAGUGACGUGUAAUUUGGAAUAUAAGUUUAAAAACUGAUAAUGUUUAAAAUUAAAAAUGAAAGUGCGAAUAAAUGCAUUUUUUUAAAGAAAUUGGCUUUGACGUUGUUAAUUUUACUUGUAAUAUUUUCAUUGCCUACUUUUUGCACGAGUCACAGCCACAGCAAUGAAAAUCCAAGUUUUAAGUACUCCCGUGAAGCCAAUGAGAACUUUGGAAAGAAAGGAAGUGACUAUAAUGAACAUCACAAACAUAUUCAUCAUGAUCAUAAUGGACACGGUCAACAUAUAUAUUCACAUGCUACAAAACAGCAAAAUAUGCAAAAACAGGAUAUGACUGAAAUUUGGUUGUAUUCGAUGGGGUCGACUUUAUUUAUUAGUGCUGUCCCAUUUUUGCUUCUAUUUAUUAUUCCACUGGAUAACAGUAAUGAGAUGCGACCACGUCUCAAAGUUCUAUUAGCUUUUGCAUCUGGAGGUCUGUUGGGUGACGCAUUCUUGCACUUAAUUCCACACGCUGCGAAUCCACACCAUAGUCAUGGACAUUCUCAUGACAGUUCCCAUGGUCAUUCUCAUGAUAGUAGUGAAGCCCAUGAUCAUGACCAUAGUAAAGAUACUGCAAUAGGAUUAUGGGUUUUAGCUGGUAUUAUUGCAUUUCUUACAGUAGAAAAGUUGGUACGUUUGUUGAAAGGAGAUGAGAAUUUCAGCCAUGGACAUAGUCACGGGCCUAUUAAAAAUAAAUCCAAGGAAGUAAAAAAAAAUACUGAGAAGACUAUAGAAAAAUCAAACAAAAGUAACACAAAACAAAAAGAAGAGACGGUAGAAAUAUCGGGAUAUUUAAAUCUGGCAGCAGAUUUUGCUCACAAUUUUACGGAUGGUCUUGCAAUUGGAGCUUCAUUUUUAGCUCGACCAGCAAUCGUGAGGUCUUCGGUUCAAACCCAGUGGGUUACGGCUUUAGUUAAAUAUUUCUACUAA